Messenger RNA from Nelumbo nucifera (sacred lotus), 2021 nucleotides. RefSeq lists its product as uncharacterized. Lineage: Eukaryota; Viridiplantae; Streptophyta; Magnoliopsida; Proteales; Nelumbonaceae. Gene Ontology annotation, cellular component: plasma membrane. Gene Ontology annotation, molecular function: protein binding. The record is from RefSeq and is a predicted model, not a curated record.
CGAGCUGUCUUCUCUUCAAGCCAACGACUUGACUCUGAUGAGUGGUGACUUCCAGUUUUGAAUUGAUCUAUUCAACGGCGGAAGCCAGAGGAAUAUACAUAUAUAUAUAACAAUGGAGAUCCACGCAGCUUCUUGAGAGCAAGAACAAGAGAAUAGAGGAAGGGCUUCCUGAAAGCAUGAAAAUAGAGAGACAGCUUUGUGAAGCAGCACUGCAGGGGAAUGCAAAAUCUUUGUCUGGUUUGCUUGAAAAAGACAGUCUAAUUCUUGAUAGAGUGAUUGUGGGUUGUAUCAGGGAGUCUCCUUUGCACACAGCAGCAACGCUCGGUCACGUUGAUUUUGCUAAAUUACUCUUGAGCUGCAAGCCUGAACUUGCUGGCCUCAAAGACCCACGAGGACAUACUCCGCUUCACUUGGCAUCAGAAAGAGGGCACCUUGAAAUCGUGAAAGCUUUGCUAGAUCAAGAUUCUGGCCCUGGACUCUGCCUUGCUCGCGAUGCAGAUGGAAUGAUUCCUCUCUAUCUAGCAGCAAUUGAAGGCCAAGUGGAUGUCAUUAAAGAGCUGGUUAAGAAGAAACCUGGAACAGUUCUUGAACUUGUGAGUCGUGGUGAGACCAUUCUACACCUCUGUGUUAAGCAUGGGCGUUUGAAUGUGUUGCAGCUGCUGCUGGGUUUAAUGGGUAACUCCGAUAAGUAUGUAAACGUCGGGGAUGCUGAUGGCAAUACUGUCCUGCAUCUCGCCGUAGCAGACAAGCAGGUUGAGAUCAUCAAAUUUUUGCUUAACAACACAGAAAUAAAAAUUGAUUCUGUGAAUAAAAACUCCUUCACAGCGCAUGAUGUUUUAACACAAAGUCCAAAGGACAACUCCAAAGACGAGGACAUCAAAAAGGCUCUGCAAAGUCGAGAUGAAGACCCGGCACAGGCCGGCACAACCACACAAGUCCAAGCCCCCGCCCUAGCUGGGCAAGGUCGAGCCAUCACAGAACCAUCAUCACCACCACCACCAGGCGGCUAUAUGAUGACCAUACAAGGCCAGCACAAUCCCUUCCAAGUUGUACCAAAUGGAACCAUCUCAGAGCCCAGAGAUACGGCCACCCUAGACCAAGUCCGCACGGUACAGGAAAAAGAGGACAGAAGGGACAAGAGAAACUGGAUGGAGAAGAAGAGAGAAACGUUAAUGGUGGUGGCAGUACUGAUCGCCACCAUGGCUUUUCAAGUGGCAGUAAAUCCUCCAGGUGGUGUGUGGCAAGAUGACAGUCCAGGGGAUCCUCUCACCAAUCCAAGUUGGCAUAAAGCAGGCAAGGCCAUACUAGCCUAUAAGAACGGAACAAAUUUCCGGCGACUAUUCCGUUUCAACACAACAGGCUUUGUUGCCUCUCUGAGCAUAAUCCUAUUGCUGGUAAGCGGGUUACCAUGGAGGAAUAGGCCGUUUAUGUGGAUUCUGAUGGUGGCGUUGUGGGUGGCGAUCACAUCCAUGGCCUUUACUUACCUGUUUUCGUUAUUGGCCUUGACCCCGAAGCAUGUGUUGCGAAAAAUGGAUAACCAACUGUCCGUGGCAAUCGCUGCUUGGUCGAUUGUGAUGACAUUGCUUCUCUUGGGCCACACUGUUCGGCUCAUCCUUUUACGGUUUAAUGUGGACAUGGCUAAAUUAUCCAAGAAACUGAUUCCAACACGGCUGAAAAAUUUUGCAACGCCUCAGAAAAGGAAUAGCAACGAUGCUUCUGCUUGAUAAUGAAGCCUAAGAAAAGAAGAAAGGUUUAUAUAUGUAUUUUUGUAUAAUUGUUUAUCUAGGAAGUUGAUUGAGUGUAUGUAGUUGAGUGGAGCUCUGGUUCAGAUUUUUUUUUUUUUGGUUUUAUUUUUGGGCUUCAUGGGGGCUGAUGUUUUAUUAAUUGGCUUGUCUUGAGGUCAAAACCACAUCAAACAUUAGCCAUUCGGUUGUGCUUCCUCCCAAAUGAAGAAAUCCUUUUGCUUUUGUUCGUUUUCAUGUUCUGAAAUAUAAUCAUAAGUAAGAUUUUGGGGGUGUUCA